CUCCCUCCGCCCCAAGUCCUUCACGGUCCCGGGCUCCACACGCUGGCCGGUAGAGAGCCCUUUCUCCUAGCCACGACUGGCUCCCAUCAAACCCCACUCGCUCCUAGAGCCUCCCACUCGCCUCCCCAGGCCCCGCCCCGGCCGCUCUAGCCUCCGCUCCUCUCGCUGGUGGCCGCGCCAGGCCGCACUCGUCCGGGCUGCCGAAGACGACGACGGCUGUGAGCAAUUCUGGUGUUGGGGUGGCGGCCGCUGGCAGGCCUGCGCCGUCACUCCUCCGGACCUGGCGUCGAGGACUGCGCCUCCUUAUUGCUGAGACUCAGAGGGCUCCGUGAGGUUGAAGGUCCCCUUCGUGUCUCCUCAAACUCACUACUGCGCGAGGUGCCAUGGCCCCCAAGCCGAGGGGUGAGUGGAGCACUGUCCUGUCCCACCUUGCUCUUGGCGUGGUGUCUCUGCAUGCAGCUGUGAGCUCUGUGCAGUGUACUAAUGGUCACUUGAUGUGCGCUGGCUGUUUUAUCCACCUACUAGCAGAUGCCCGGCUGAAGGAGGAGCAGGCCACGUGCCCCAACUGUCGUUGUGAGAUCAGUAAGAGCCUCUGCUGCCGGAACCUGGCCGUGGAGAAAGCCGUGAGCGAGCUGCCCUCAGAGUGUGGCUUUUGCCUACGCCAGUUUCCCCGCUCCCUCCUGGAGAGGCACCAAAAAGAGGAAUGCCAGGACAGGGUGACUCAGUGCAAGUACAAGCGCAUCGGCUGUCCAUGGCAUGGCCCCUUCCAUGAGCUGACAGUGCACGAGGCUGCGUGUGCCCAUCCAACCAAGACGGGCAACGAGCUGAUGGAGAUACUAGAUGAGAUGGACCAGAGCCACCGCAAGGAAAUGCAGCUCUACAACAGUAUCUUUAGCCUGCUCAGCUUUGAGAAAAUCGGCUACACAGAAGUCCAGUUCCGGCCAUACCGCACAGACGACUUUAUCACACGCCUCUACUAUGAGACACCACGGUUCACAGUGCUGAACCAGACAUGGGUCCUGAAGGCUCGUGUGAAUGACUCAGAGCGCAACCCCAACCUGUCGUGCAAGCGUACACUUUCCUUCCAGCUCCUCCUCAAGAGUAAAGUCACAGCGCCCCUGGAAUGCUCCUUCCUGCUGCUCAAGGGCCCAUACGAUGACGUGAGGAUCAGUCCCGUUAUCUACCACUUCGUCUUCACCAAUGAGAGCAAUGAGACGGACUAUGUGCCCCUGCCCAUCAUCGACUCUGUGGAGUGCAACAAGCUGCUGGCUGCCAAGAACAUCAACCUGCGGCUCUUCCUAUUCCAGAUACAGAAGUAGGACGGACCCAAGACUCCUGAGGAGCAGAGGGCCGUGGCCUGGCACCACUUUCCUCUUCACCCCUGGCUUGGCAGUGGCUUCACACAACUAUCUGAUCAUUUUAGCGAAGGAGGAGAACAAGCAAAAUCAAACACUGGGAAAGUCUGCAUGUGUGUGUGAUGCAGUCCCCACCUCCAGCUCCCCCCUCACCCCUGCCACCCCCUCUCCAGGGCAGCUGGAGGCUGGGCUGACCUCAGAGGAGACCGUGCUCUGGGCUCCUCAGGCUCAGGACCAGCAGCAUGGAGGGUGAGAAGCCUGCGGCCCCUUCCAAUCGCAUCCUCAGCUUGGUCGCACUUCUUGCCCUGGUUCCUGGCUGGGCUCAGGGGCCCUCGUUGACUGCAGACGGCAUAUUUGAUUGUGAUUAAAAAGGCAGCCUUGUUUCCUACUUGAUGUUUUGUUGGAGGGGAAGGCAUGGCUGUGAAUGGACGCCGUGGGAGCUUUGUUUUGGCCUGGGGGUCAGGGGCCACCAUGUCUCUGUUACUGCACCCGUGCAUGCCCCCCAGGAGAGACUUGGAGACAUUGCCUCCCCUUCAGCCUGUCACAAGGUUCUUAGGACAGGCCUAGGCAGAGAGAGCCAGGAAGGGUUGAGGCUCACCCAGCCACCCAGCCGCUCCCAGGGAGACAGGUCUCUGCCACCAGGGCUCAGCAAAAUGUUUUCGGAAUGCAGGGUGAAAUUCUCUUCCCAGGAAAAAAAAUUAAACUCUUCACAGGCUCUUCUAUAAUUGAUGCAAUUUCAAUGAGAGAGAAUCCAUUCACUCUACUCAGCCUGGAGGGUACAGUAUCCUGAGGAUAUAGAGGAGCAGUCACAGGCUAUGCCAGCUUGGUAGUGCAAGGUCUGCUGUCAGAGACUGCUGGCCACAGUGUGGUUUCCUGACUGAAAGGUGGGCCCACCCUACCUUGACUUGCAGUCCUCUGAUGUUCUGAGCGAUGGUUCUUGGGGCUCAGAGGGUGGCAAGCAGCCCUGCAUGGAGGAGAUGGGUUCUGGUCUGUUCUUCCCUGGGACCCUCAGAGGUACGAGGAAGGGUGGUACUUAAUUAGGAGAUGGGCUCGUCUGUGAUAGUUUUUUGUUGCUUUAAUACCAAAGAACUGGUUUCCUCUGCCCUGGCAAAGUCUGCCACAUGCCUCAGAGCAGCCACCACCUGGCCCUUGCAGGCUGCCUUGGCCUGAGUCCCCACUACUCUGCCCUGAGAGCCUGAGGGGCAGGUAGUCCUGGCUGGGUACAGAGCUUAGGCCAUUGACCCUCCUGGGGCUCCUCCCACCCUGCUUUUCAAGGUCAGGUGGCUGAGAAAUAGUGGGAAGGGACUAUAGAAUAGGGUGUAAGCUCUAGCCAUUUUUCUGAGUGUGGCCAACACUGGCCAGCUUGUCCGCCUGAAUCAGUUCUCCUGCCCUCCUCACAGGGAAAAGCCUCUCAGAGCUAUUUCUGAGAACCCUGUUUGGGUUCCUGUUCUCAGCUCAGGGCGAGGACCUGCUGAAGUGUCCCUUGGGGAGCCUUCUCUCCUGUAAUGCUAAUGAGCCAGGGGUGGAGGGAUUGGGAAGGCCCGUUUGCUUUUCUGGUCUUUGCAAAGACCCAGCCCAGGUCCCAGCAAUCUGUGGAGUCUGUGGCCGCUCAAGUUCAGCCAGGUAACACCCCAUGUCUGCUUAGCAGGCACACAGAGGACCUCAGGAGGACAGGCAGAGGCCUUCUGGAAAGUCCCAUCAAUUCUAAGAUGGGAGGCAUGGCCGGCUUGGCUUAUCCACCUGUAUUUGGGUGUGUAUGAGACACUGUGAACUCCUAGUACAGAUCAGGGUGGGAGGCUUGUUCCUCACAGGCACAGCCAAACUGGGACAAGGUGGGGAACUGGACUGGCAAAGGCUGCGGGGACUAGGAGGCCAUGAGGGGGACAGAGGCCUAGUUGGCAGUCCUGUGGCCUCUUUAGUGCCUGAAUGCCAGCCCAGUGUGUGGGGCAAGGAAUAGAAGGAGCCAGCCCAAGGCAUGGCUCGGGCAAGGGCCUCGUAGAGGUGUGGUUUUUCGGGGGAUUAGGCAUCCCAGUGCUAUCGCAGCAUGGACCUGCCUGUGACUGUCCCAUGCACCAGCUGAGCCUUGCAGCCUAGAGGAACCAGGCAGCUGAGAAGACUGGCGUGUUCCUCAGUCAUGCUGGGAGCUGGUGCCACAAACCUUGUGGCAUUGUCACUGUGGGCCCUUUAUUACUGGGGGUGCCACCUCUACUGGUUUGUCUCCAGAACCUUCCGUCAUCUUGCUGUCCCAACCUGGUUCUUCAUCUGUUAUCUCUGCGAAUGGGGGGCCUAGCCUGGGCAGAUGUGGGGGUAUCCUGGGGGUCAUAGGCUAAGCAACGCCUUCCCCUUCUCCCACACAGGUCUUACCCCCAAUCCCUGUGAGCACCGUAUCCCUCAGUUUGCCCAAAGUGAGACAUUUACAAAAAUAAUAAAAAUAAUUUUUUAAAGAGCAGAGCAAGAAGUGUUUUUAUGGCUGUUGGAAAUGACUGUCAUGUCACUUUUGUGGUCUGCGUUUUCUUUGGAUAUUUUCUGUAUGUAACUGUAGUUUAAAAAAAAUAUUCCAAA
Chinchilla lanigera (long-tailed chinchilla) is the source of this 3917-nucleotide messenger RNA. It is a transcript of the gene Zftraf1, whose product is annotated as cysteine/histidine-rich 1. Lineage: Eukaryota; Metazoa; Chordata; Mammalia; Rodentia; Chinchillidae. Gene Ontology annotation, molecular function: zinc ion binding. Gene Ontology annotation, cellular component: nucleus. The record is from RefSeq and is a predicted model, not a curated record. The coding region runs from base 384 to 1319 and encodes 311 amino acids. The transcript has 5 exons.